AGCGAGAGGGCAGCCUGUUGUCCGACAGCGACUAAAACGCCACGUUUUUACUGCGACACUCGCUACGAAGCUCCAAAGAGGCGACGUUUUUCAGCCUCGUGGAGGAAUCUCCACAGCUCGCUUGUAACUAGGGAAACAUUAUAAUGGGAAAAGGAUCGAGUAAGCUCAGUGCCAGCGAGAUGAAGGAACUACAACAAUGCACUUAUUUUGACAAAAAAGAAUUGCAGCAAUGGCAUCGAGAUUUUAUGAAAGAUUGUCCGAGCGGAUCAUUGCGAAAAGAGGAAUUUCAGACAAUUUACCAGCAGUUUUUUCCAAAUGGAGACCCAUCCAAGUUUGCUAAUUUUGUAUUUAACGUUUUUGAUUCCGACAAGGAUGGUUAUAUUACAUUUAAAGAAUUUAUCUGUGCAUUAUCAGUUACAUCAAGGGGAACUCUGGAUGAAAAAUUAGACUGGGCUUUCAAUUUGUAUGAUUUAGACAACGAUGGUUUUAUAACGAGGCAGGAAAUGUUAGAUAUUGUUGAUGCUAUUUAUAAAAUGGUGGGUAACAUGCUGGAUCUUCCGAAGGAUGAGGAUACUCCUGAAAAACGAGUCAGUAAGAUCUUUUUACAAAUGGACACGAAUAAUGAUGGCAAACUUACUAAGGAAGAAUUCCGGGAAGGCUCCAAAUGUGAUCCAUGGAUCGUUCAGGCAUUGUCAUUAGAGAUUCCACAGUAGAUGCUAGAAAAAUAAUCGAUAGUGCUGGUAGGUGAGAGUUUGACAUGACUAAUAACUGGAUUGGUAGUGAUGGUAGGUUAUAGUUUGUCAUGACUAAUAACCGGAUUGGUAGUGAUGGUAGGUUGGCGUAACUUGUAUGUAAAUAUCUAGCAUGUUAACCAUGUAUUUCUAAACCCUUGUGCAAUAUCUAAAUUAGUGUAUAGUUAUUUGUUGCUAUACAUUCUGCUAUUAACACAUGUACGGG
Molecule: messenger RNA, 957 nt
Organism: Saccoglossus kowalevskii
Lineage: Eukaryota; Metazoa; Hemichordata; Enteropneusta; Harrimaniidae
Product: neuronal calcium sensor 1-like
Molecular function (GO): calcium ion binding
Source: RefSeq, a predicted model, not a curated record